UCUCUCCCUCUCUUCUCUUCUUCUUCCGCUUUUCAACACACGUUCUAUCUACUCUCCUCAUUUCUACUCGGCAAGCCCUCUCAAAUCAAAGCCAAAGGCAAAAAUCAAUUGUGAUGAUGUUGCCUCUUCGUCGAGCCUUUAAUCCUUUCCGGAAACAAAGUUUUAGGGUUGGGACUUCCCAAAUUUGCAAUGAAUUAGAAACAGCAAGGUGCACGGUGGAGAACUGCAAUUCAGGAUAUACUGGACCUCAUCAACUGAUAUCCAAUAAGCAUUUGUCUCUGACACGAUUCUUCAACACAACAUGUGAUUCUCCAAAAUUACUUCUGGGUACCCGCAGUUUUGCUUCUCAGGCUGGCACAAAGAGCAGUGGAGAAGAUGAUGAUGAUGAUUUGGAGGAUGGGUUUUCUGAACUUGAAACUUCAACUACCUCUAAUAUCACUAAUGAAAGUGAUGCAACCCACAGAAAUGAGGAUGAUUUAAUCUCUGAGCCAGAACUCUCUGAAGAGGAUGAUGAUGACAUUGGGGUGCACAAACCUCAAGAUGAGCUGGAAUUAUCAGAUGCUGAGGACGACAAAGGCAAGAAAACUCUGCAGAAAACUGCUUCAUCAGAAUUGUUCAAGGUCAUUUUGGCUGCUCCAGGUAUAUCUGUUCAUAAGGUUGCAGACAAAUGGCUUGAAGAAGGAAAUGAAGUGACCCGCUCUGAAAUAGCAUAUACCAUGCUCAAACUGCGCAGGCGACGGAUGUUUGGGAGGGCUUUGCAGCUCUCAGAGUGGUUGGAGUUGAAAGGUGGUCACGAGUUUGGUGAGAGAGAAUAUGUUUCUCGUCUUGAUUUGAUUGCCAAAGUGCGUGGUAUUGAGAAGGCAGAAAAUUACAUUCAGAACAUCCCAAAAUCCUUCAGAGGUGAAAUUCUUUAUCGUACUCUAUUAGCUAAUUGUGUGGCUGUAGCAAAUCUGAAAAAGGCUGAGGAUGUUUUCAAUAAGAUGAAGGAUCUGGGGUUCCCAAUUACUAGCUUUGCUUGUAAUCAGUUGCUGCUUUUGUAUAAGAGGUGUGAUAAGAAGAAAAUUGCUGAUGUUCUGUUGUUGAUGGAGAAGGAUAAUGUAAAGCCUUCCCUCUUCACAUAUAAAAUUUUGAUAGACGCUAAAGGUCAAUCAUAUGACAUUACUGGGAUGGAAAAAAUUGUGGAGACAAUGAAGGAUGACGACAUAGAACCUGAUUUUGCAACAAAAGCCUUAUUAGCUAGGCACUACAUCUCUGGUGGGCUAAAGGAGAAAGCUGAGAGUCUGUUGCAGGAGAUGGAGAGAGUAGAUAUAAAAGAAAACCGUUGGGCCUGCCACUCUUUCCUUCAUCUAUAUGCAGACCUUGGAAAAGCUGAUGAAGUUCACAGAAUAUGGAAAGUUUGUGAAUCUAGACCGCGGCUUCUGGAAUGCCUAGCAGCUAUUGAAGCUUGGGGAAAGCUAAAGAAGGUCGAAGAAGCAGAAGCAGUCUUUGAAUCUAUGGCGAAAAAAUGGAGUAAGCUGUCUGGGAAGCAUUAUUCGGCUCUACUGAAAGUCUAUGCAAAUCAGAAAUUGCUGGACAAAGGAAAGGAUCUUGUGAAGCGGAUGGCUGAUAGUAACUGCUAUAUAGGGCCACUGACUUGGGAUGCGCUUGUUAAGCUUUAUGUUGAUGCUGGUGAAGUGGAAAAGGCUGACUCCAUACUACAGAAGGCUGCAGAACAGAACCGGAUGAGGCCACUGUUUAGUUCUUUUAUGGCCAUUAUGGAUCAGUAUUCGAAGAGAGGUGAUGUACACAAUACUGAGAAGCUGUUCCACAAGAUGAGAAAAGUGGGGUAUGUAUCCCGUAUUCGACAGUAUCAAUCGCUUGUUCAGGCCUAUAUUAAUGCCAAGACACCUGUAUAUGGUUUCCAUGAGAGGAUGAAGGCCGACAAUAUAUUCCCCAACAGAGCGUUGGCAGCUCAAUUGGCUCAGGUGGAUCCCUUUAAAAAGACGGCAGUUUCAGACUUGCUCGAUUAAGGUCAAUUUUCUGGUUGCAGAAUUGCUGUCAAGCAAUGCGGUUAUAAAUUGACCACAUCAUCUUCUUCGUAUUCAAAAUUAGUCUUACCAGUCAAAUGUAGGUUGAAGACUAAGAUUUCUUGGUUCUUGUAGGUUUUGGAGAUGUUCCCUUUUCGCUAUUGAUAACUUGAGAUCUACUAAUUCUUUUUUAACUAAUUUUUUUCCCAGUAUUUGCUUGUAACUCCGCCAUAGGGUAUGCCGGUAUGCUCCUGCUGACUCGAAUCUGGUUGCUGUGUCUCCCUGAUUCAUUGGUAAAAAGGUUGGUAUUAAAUCUGUCUGCAAUUUGCAAGAUUGCAGCAUGUCAUUAAAGCGAGUCCAAGGAAAAUUUUUGGC
This is a messenger RNA of Coffea eugenioides, 2381 nucleotides long. Its product is annotated as pentatricopeptide repeat-containing protein At1g80270, mitochondrial-like. The record is from RefSeq and is a predicted model, not a curated record. Gene Ontology annotation, cellular component: mitochondrion. Bases 114 to 2009 code for a protein of 631 amino acids. Gene Ontology annotation, molecular function: protein binding. Lineage: Eukaryota; Viridiplantae; Streptophyta; Magnoliopsida; Gentianales; Rubiaceae. The transcript has 3 exons.